AUGGUCGGCCCUGGCGGUGGUCCCCCACGCAAGAGCCACACCAAAUCCCGUAACGGCUGCAAAACGUGCAAGAGGAGGCACAUUAGAUGCGACGAAACAUUCCCGCAAUGUCGCAACUGUACAAAGCACAACUGCCGCUGUGACUACCAGGACACCACCGCGGCCCAAGGUGCGAGCCCCCCGCCCCGGGGGCCCGAUCUGCUCCUGUCGCCAGAGAUCGAAAGGGAAAUCGAGAACUGGCAUCGAACGGGCGUCUCGCCAUAUCCUGAGCUGCUGCAGUGCCCGCGCUCGGGGUGGGCGGGACUGUCGCGCGUCGACUUGCGCUUGAUUCAUCACAUUAUUGGCCUGUCCAUCGAUUUACAUCGUCGUGGGCUGAGUACUUGCACCCUCUGGGCGCAGAAAAUGCCCAAUUUCCUCGCUAUUGCGUUGGGCAGCGAUUUUGUGAUGAGCGCCAUCCUGGGCUUGUCGGCCUUUCAUCUGGCUUUCUUGACCCGGGACCCGGACACGAAACAGUUGGCGUUUCGCCACAAGGUGACUGCUCUCCAGGGACUACAGGCGGCCCUAGGGUCGUUCUCGAAGGAUAACUGCGAUGCCAUCUUGGCGGCAUCCGUCCUUCUGUCGUGGCAGGCGGCAGAACAACAAAAUUGGUCUUCGCUGCAACAUGGCAUUUCCAGCGUCCUGGAGUCCAUGCACCCAUACUGGAAGCAAGAGUCGGAUCUGGCGCAGUUUGUCGAGGCCCAGCGAGCGCUGAGCACCAGGGAUCUCUCGAUGGCCGCCUACCAGCCUCUCGACGAGGACAUCAUGCAUCUAGACCAAACAAUACAGGCGCUGCAAGUCGCCCAGAAACGGGUAUCCCACAAUCUCGAGCACUCUCAACGCCUAGGGGAGCUCAUCGACUUCACUCGACAUUUCCGAGAAGAAUAUCCCAACCAAACGCCCGAACAAUCAUUUGAGCGCAUUCAGAUCCUCCGCCGCUGGCUCUUCUGGCUCCCACCAUCCAUGCUCCGAAAUGGCGACUCAGAUAUCAGCGCUCUCCCCAUCCUCGCCCAGUUCUUCGCCAUCGGCAUCUCCCUCGACAUCUUCUUCCCAGAACUAGGCGGCGCAUACCUCGGCGCUACAGCAGUCGAACCCAUCGAAGAGAUCUACCGCAUCAUCGCCACCCACAGCGCAGCAGAUCCCUUCAACGCCGAGCUCCGUCUCGCCAUGGCCCUGAUGGAACUGCCGCGCGGAGUCGUCGCUCGCUACCGCAGCCGUCUCCCCUGGUCCCCUCGCUCCUCCAUCGAUCAAUACUCUCCCGGCCCGCCCAGCCCAUAUCACCACACCCUGCAUGAAUACCCUCUCGUCGCAUCCUCCCCCGCCUCCGCCUCCCCCUCAUACGCCGCUUACACGCCACCUCUGCAAUCCCCUCCUGCCGUCAAAGUCGCCAACUCCCCAUUCCAGCUACAGGAUGGCUAUGUUUCCACGGCGCCUUCGCUCUUCCCGCCCUCGCCUCAUCUACUGGACGCCCAUAAUGCGCAUCUAGGGCUGUCAGAUUUAAGCCAGGGACAUACGCAUUCGAUUCCACAAUCAUCUGCAUUCACCCCACCAUACGGCGAUGCCAUGUGCAAUGAAAUGCCCCGAGAUGGCUCACUCGGUCUGAACAUGGAAGUCUAUUCACAGACACAUCCAUUCGAGAUCUCGGGCUUAGUUUCCCCCGCCUCACUCUGGGCAUGA
This is a messenger RNA of Penicillium olsonii, 1713 nucleotides long. Lineage: Eukaryota; Fungi; Ascomycota; Eurotiomycetes; Eurotiales; Aspergillaceae. The record is from the annotation of a GenBank genome assembly.